Pygocentrus nattereri (red-bellied piranha) is the source of this 1653-nucleotide messenger RNA. It is a transcript of the gene dpf2, whose product is annotated as D4, zinc and double PHD fingers family 2. The transcript is spliced from 11 exons. NCBI's taxonomy places the organism in Eukaryota, Metazoa, Chordata, Actinopteri, Characiformes, Serrasalmidae. Bases 81 to 1292 code for a protein of 403 amino acids. The record is from RefSeq and is a predicted model, not a curated record. Gene Ontology annotation, biological process: nervous system development. Gene Ontology annotation, cellular component: nBAF complex.
GAGCUCAACUUGGCUUCUUAUUCCAGUCUCCCGUUCCACCUUAAACGGAGCGGCAGCCCCACUCUGGCGCCUGGCUCAGAAUGCAGCUGCUGCCCCAUUUAAGGUGGAACGGUGAAUUCGAGCUGGGCGAGCAGUACUACCGAGAUGCCAUGGAGCAGUGCCAUAACUAUAACGCUCGCCUGUGUGCAGAGAGGAGCGUGAGGAUGCCUUUUCUGGACUCUCAAACAGGCGUCGCCCAGAGCAACUGCUAUAUCUGGAUGGAGAAGAGGCACAGAGGGCCAGGUGUCGCCCCGGGGCAGUUGUAUACGUAUCCAGCUCGUCGUUGGAGAAAGAAGAGGAGAGCUCAUCCCCCUGAAGACCCUCGACUGGCUUUCCCGUCUCUAAAGACAGAGUUGGACCUGGGGCUGAAGAAGGACAUGCUGACCUCCAGUGAUGGCAGCAGUCUGGAAGCUCUGCUGAGGGGAGACCCGCUGGAAAAAAGAUCAGCGCUGGAUGUCCGCCCUGCUGACGAGGAGCCGCACACGGAGUUCUCUAGUGGAGGACUCAACCCGGCUACCAGAGUUAGGAAGAGAAUUUUGGAACCCGAUGACUUCCUGGAUGAUCUGGAUGAUGAAGACUAUGAGGAAGAUACCCCAAAGAGACGUGGCAAAGGAAAGGGAAAGGGGCGGGGCGUCAGCAGUGCUCGCAAGAAGUUGGAUGCAGCGGCUGCCCUGGAGGAUCGGGACAAGCCGUACGCCUGCGACAUAUGUGGAAAGCGCUACAAGAACCGGCCGGGACUGAGCUACCAUUACGCCCACUCUCACUUAGCCGACGAGGAGGGAGAGGAUAAAGAGGAGCCGGAGCUUCCGCCCCAGACUCCACCCCCGCCGGAGGAGCCUAAGACCCCGAAAAAGGGUCCAGACGGUUUGGCCCUGCCCAACAACUACUGUGAUUUCUGUUUGGGAGAUUCCAACAUGAACCAGAAAACCGGCCAAUCGGAAGAACUGGUGUCCUGCUCCGAUUGCGGUCGCUCCGGUCAUCCUUCUUGUCUGCAGUUCACCCCAGUGAUGAUGGCGGCAGUGAAAACGUACCGCUGGCAGUGCAUCGAGUGCAAGUGCUGCAACAUGUGCGGCACAUCAGAGAACGAUGACCAGCUGCUGUUCUGUGAUGACUGCGACAGAGGAUAUCACAUGUACUGCCUCAACCCACCCAUGUCUGAGCCCCCUGAAGGAAGUUGGAGCUGUCAUUUGUGUUUGGACCUGCUGAAAGAGAAGGCGUCCAUAUAUCAGAACCAGAAUGCUCCCCCGUCGUGAUGGUCCCACUGGAAGCACUGACCCUCUGUUCUCGGUUCCCAGCUAUUAAAGUGGCCACUCAGUGAGUGAAGGAAGGGAGUUGAACUAGAGGUGCUGGGGGCCCGAAAAAGGGAAGCAUACUUAACCGAGCCCCGUACUUAUGGAGAGAGGAAGGGAUGAAUGGAAAGAGAAAGAGGGAGCGAGGAAAAGGGUCCUUCCUCUCUCCAGUACUUUCCUCUCACCUCUUGGCAGGUUUGAUCCCAAUAUGACUGUUACACAGUUCCAAGUUUCAGACUACCCACUGCUUUUUGUUUUCAACUAUUAAUCUCGAAACGAUUAUUAAUAACUAAUAAACACACAACUUGCGCUGUCAGACUAACAA